Messenger RNA from Pyrus x bretschneideri (Chinese white pear), 941 nucleotides. Its product is annotated as deSI-like protein At4g17486. The transcript has 3 exons. NCBI's taxonomy places the organism in Eukaryota, Viridiplantae, Streptophyta, Magnoliopsida, Rosales, Rosaceae. Gene Ontology annotation, molecular function: deubiquitinase activity. The record is from RefSeq and is a predicted model, not a curated record. Gene Ontology annotation, biological process: protein deubiquitination. Bases 52 to 741 code for a protein of 229 amino acids.
UCGGGAGUUUUUGGAUUCUGAUCUUCCUGGGGAGAGAGAUAGAAAGAGAAAAUGCUUUGUAGGAUGGUAUUGGUGCCGAGGAAGAAGAAGAUUGGGAAGGUGCCCGUUUAUCUGAACGUGUACGAUCUUACUCCGAUCAAUGGCUACGCGUAUUGGCUCGGCCUCGGAGUCUACCAUUCCGGCGUCCAAGUACAUGGCGUUGAAUAUGCCUUUGGAGCUCAUGACCAUGCAACGACUGGGAUUUUCGAAGUGGAACCGAAGCAAUGCCCCGGCUUUGUGUUCAGAAAAUCAAUUUUGAUCGGAAGAACGGAUUUGGAUCCGAAGGAGGUCCGUGCAUUUAUGGAGAAACUAGCAGAGGAAUACUCCGGGAACACGUACCAUCUUAUCACCAAGAACUGCAACCACUUCUGUAAUGAUGUGUGCACCAGAUUGACGGGGAAGCCUAUUCCUCGCUGGGUCAACCGCCUCGCUCGGCUUGGUUUCUUCUGCAAUUGUGUUCUUCCGGCUGGUCUUAACGAAACUAAGGUUCGACAAGUAAGAUCAGAGGGGGUUUGUAACGGAGACAAGAAGAAACUGAGAAGCCAUUCGACUAAUUGUGCAUCCUCAAAUCCUCGGUCCUCUUCAUUAAAAUCUUCCACUGCAGAGUCUGCAGGCAGAAGUAGUAGACAAAGACACUGCGUUCCUCCGUCUCAAUCUUUGGUCCAUUCUUCCUCAACCUCGGCGGUUACUCUAAAGCUUUGACACUGUUUUUAGUUUUGAGACUAGGGUUUUAGAAUUUCAAUUGCACAAAGGAAUGGCGGAAAUUGCAAAUUCUAAUUUUUUCCCAUCAUGUAAUCUGUUUGCAUUGCUGUGUAAACAGCUGCUUGAAAUCGUUGAAGUCCUGCUGUUUUCUGUAUAAAAUAAAAAAAAAAAAAAAAAUGGUUCAUGGUUUUUUUGACGCA